This is a messenger RNA of Propithecus coquereli (Coquerel's sifaka), 750 nucleotides long. It is a transcript of the gene MYOZ3, whose product is annotated as myozenin 3. Gene Ontology annotation, cellular component: actin cytoskeleton; Z disc. The transcript is spliced from 6 exons. The coding region runs from base 1 to 750 and encodes 249 amino acids. The record is from RefSeq and is a predicted model, not a curated record. NCBI's taxonomy places the organism in Eukaryota, Metazoa, Chordata, Mammalia, Primates, Indriidae. Gene Ontology annotation, molecular function: FATZ binding; actin binding; telethonin binding.
AUGAUCCCCAAGGAGCAGAAGGGGCCAGUGAUGGCUGCCAUGGGGGACCUUGCUGGACCAGUGCCUUCGCUGGACCUGGGCAAGAAGCUGAGCGUGCCCCAGGACCUGAUGAUAGAGGAGCUGUCACUGCACAACAACCGAGGGUCCCUCCUCUUCCAGAAGAGGCAGCGCCGUGUGCAGAAGUUCACCUUCGAGUUGGCAGAAAGCCAGCGGGCGAUGCUGGCUGGAAGCGCCAGGGGCAAGGUGACCCGGGCAGCGGCGCCGGAGCCUGGGACGGUGAGCGUUGCCAAUGGCCCCGAGGGGCAGAGCUACAGCUCGGAGCUCCACAUCUUGCCCGCCUCGUCCGGAGGUCCCGAGGACGCCCGCUUUGCAGCUGCCCCGGCGGAGCGCGCCCGCAGCCCCAGCGCGCUGGCGCCAGGCUACGCUGAGCCACUGAAAGGCGUCCCUCCGGAGAAGUUCAACCACACCGCCAUCCCCAAGGGCUACCGCUGCCCGUGGCAGGAGUUCAUCAGCUACCGGCACUACCAGAGCAACGGCCCAAGUCACACCCCCAGCUCCGCGGACUACCGGAAUUUCAACAAGACCCCGGUGCCGUUCGGAGGACCGUUCGUGGGGGACACCAUUCCCCGGGCAGGCACCCCCUUCAUCCCGGAGCUCUUCAGUGGCUUGGAACUCCUCCGCCUGAGACCCAGCUUCAACAGAGUGGCCCAGGGCUGGGUCCGUAACCUCCCAGAGUCUGAGGAGCUGUAG